CUCAAGCAUUUCCCUGGCCGGCGAUCAUCCCUAUAUAUAUGUAUAUAUCUUUAGCUUAACCUCAAAGUAUAGAUACAGAAGAUAUGGCUCAGGUUGCCGUUGGUCAUGUUGUGCCGUCCGCUUUCCUCGUAUUCUCCCUCUUGUUCUCAUCUUGUUUCCUAGCUUCAGGGGUCGGGGCUGACGAGGUCCAUGAAGUCUUUGGGAGGACCCUUGACCCGAAGCUGAUGGGCCUAAAGAAGGAGAAGCUCAGCCACUUCAGGUUCUACUGGCACGACAUUGUCAGUGGGAAGAAUCCAUCGUCCAUCGAGGUGAUCCACUCGCCUAUUGUCAAUAGCUCGUUGUUGCUGGGUUUCGGGCUGGUCCACAUGUUCGACAACCGCCUAACCAUAAGUGGUGAUAUCAACUCGAAGUUGGUGGGCCGGGCUCAGGGGUUCUAUGCCCAGGCGGACCUGGACGAGCUCGCCCUCCUCAUGACACAGAACUUUGUCUUCCUGGAGGGCAAGUACAACGGCAGCACCAUCACUGUGCUUGGUCGCAACUCAAUACUCAAUACCGUGAGGGAACUGCCUAUUGUCGGUGGCAGCGGCGCCUUCCGCUUCGCUCGUGGAUACGUACAGGCCCGGACCUACAACUUUGAUCUCAACACCCUCGAUGCCACCGUAGAGUACAACGUUUAUGUGUUGCAUUAUGAAUGAUGGCGUGACAUCAAUUCCUGCUUCUUUGCUUUCAAAAUCGAUAAUUUGCCCUCCGUUUCCCCUUCAUUUUUCUUUAGGAUAUUGUCAGAAAUAGUAUAUUAAUCGCUCCUGCAUAUUGCUCGAGCCUUUAGUUAAAGAAUUUAAAGGAAAUCUCAAUAAUAUUUAUGUGUUUACUCUGUUAUUAUUUG
Messenger RNA from Punica granatum (pomegranate), 883 nucleotides. The record is from RefSeq and is a predicted model, not a curated record. NCBI's taxonomy places the organism in Eukaryota, Viridiplantae, Streptophyta, Magnoliopsida, Myrtales, Lythraceae.